CUCUACUCAUUACGUCCUUUACAGGAUGGGUUUCACUGGUCUUUCAGGUGUGUUCUCCUCUCUACUCAUUACGUCCUUUACAGGAUGGGUUUCACUGGUCUUUCAGGUGUGUUCUCCUCUCUACUCAUUACGUCCUUUACAGGAUGGGUUUCACUGGUCUUUCAGGUGUGUUCUCCUCUCUACUCAUUACGUCCUUUACAGGAUGGGUUUCACUGGUCUUUCAGGUGUGUUCACCUCUCUACUCAUUACGUCCUUUACAGGAUGGGUUUCACUGGUCUGUCAGGUGUGUUCUCCUCUCUACUCAUUACGUCCUUUACAGGAUGGGUUUCACUGGUCUUUCAGGUGUGUUCUCCUCUCUACUCAUUACGUCCUUUACAGGAUGGGUUUCCACUGGUCUUUCAGGUGUGUUCUCCUCUCUACUCAUUACGUCCUUUACAGGAUGGGUGUCACUGGUCUUUCAGGUGUGUUCUCCUCUCUACUCAUUACGUCCUUUACAGGAUGGGUUUCACUGGUCUUUCAGGUGUGUUCUCCUCUCUACUCAUUACGUCCUUUACAGGAUGGGUUUCAGUGGUCUUUCAGGUGUGUUCACCUCUCUACUCAUUACGUCCUUUACAGGAUGGGUGUCACUGGUCUUUCAGGUGUGUUCUCCUCUCUACUCAUUACGUCCUUUACAGGAUGGGUUUCACUGGUCUUUCAGGUGUGUUCUCCUCUCUACUCAUUACGUCCUUUACAGGAUGGGUUUCACUGGUCUUUCAGGUGUGUUCUCCUCUCUACUCAUUACGUCCUUUACAGGAUGGGUUUCACUGGUCUUUCAGGUGUGUUCUCCUCUCUACUCAUUACGUCCUUUACAGGAUGGGUUUCCACUGGUCUUUCAGGUGUGUUCACCUCUCUACUCAUUACGUCCUUUACAGGAUGGGUUUCACUGGUCUUUCAGGUGUGUUCUCCUCUCUUUUCCAACCUGAAAUCACAAUGAUUAUUAUUUAUUACAACACAAAACGGUCCAGCACACUUAGACUACAACAACACAAAACAAAACAAAACAAACAACAACAACAACAGUUGAGACUAUUUUUACUGUUCUUAUUACACUAUUGAGUUUAUAUUUAUUGUCAUUUUUCCAAAAAUACAAACAAAAAAAAACUGCUAUUAUGUGGAGUUGUUACCAUGGCGAUUAUACACAGAAUAAUACUGUGUGUUCCAAAUGGAAUUCUUAUUCCCUAUAUAAGUGCAGUACUUUAUUUUGUUUACCAGGACCCUAAUAGAACUUUACUCAAAAAGUAGUGCACUUACAUAGGGAAUAAGGGUGCUAUUUUUUGGAUACAGACAAAUACACGCUUCUAUUGUUCAUGUUCAACUUGUGGCUCCUGAAAAAGCUCUGGUCCAGAAUCAGAUUGUGUGUUUUAUAUAAAGGACCAAAAACAGGGAAAACGGUGAUCUGUGUUUCUGUCUGUUCGAUACCGAUCAUCACAUCGCUCCACACCGAUGAGGAGAAACACAAAC
Molecule: messenger RNA, 1500 nt
Organism: Oncorhynchus keta (chum salmon)
Lineage: Eukaryota; Metazoa; Chordata; Actinopteri; Salmoniformes; Salmonidae
Exons: 8
Coding region: 85-1095 (336 amino acids)
Source: RefSeq, a predicted model, not a curated record